UCGAUCCGCCCACCGAGCUCUUCCGGUCUCUCGUAUGUUUGUAUAUAUAUCGGGCGUAACGGGUACAGAACUAAUUACUGAAGCGUGGGAUCGAUAUUAAUCGAUGGAGCAGUACGAACCUCUUUGCGAUACAUGCACGUUAGCCCGGGGGGAAGGGAACACCCAAUUCGUCUUCUCGACUUUUCUCGAGCUCCAAUAUUCUCCCUCAGUCUCGUACCGUUUCCCGAACACGCUCGAACGUACGCUCCGCCUCAAUAUUCGCUUUUUCGUCUGCCGGUGCAUCCUCGCCAUGUCGAAUAACUCGAAAACAUUUCGUCGACGUUUCCCGCCGAAAAUGAUGCGCGCGAAGAGAAACCAACGAAUCCCUGAUGCAUCGGGUCGUUAAAACUAACUCGAGGUUCCAUUAUUUCGUCUUCAAUUUGUCAAUAAUCCCAUCGAAUUAGAAAAAGAGAUAAUAUUGCGAUCGAACUCAAUGAAAAUGGAUGAAACGUUUUUACCAAAGUCAGGAAUUCGGUAAAGUUCCAAUGCAAAUUACAGUGUGAAGUUGUCAACUGUUUGUCGUAGUAUGGUCAAAAUUCAUUGCUAGCGAUCAAUUCGCAAAUUUUAUAAUCAACUUAUGAUAUUGGUCGAGGGAAAAGCCGCGACUGAUGAUGGCUUCCCUACAACGAUUCGCCCAUUUUUUUUCGACAAGGAAAGAACGAGACAGAACGAUGAGACACCUCAUAUUCCUCGGCUGAUUUUCACUCUAUUUCGCGGUUGCUCUCAAUGUAUUUUCGGAAUUAUUAAGCUCAAAAUGGACAAGUACGAGACUGUCGAAGUUGUGGGUGAGGGCAGUUAUGGGAUAGUUAUGAAAUGUCGUCAUCGCGAGAGCGGACAAACGGUGGCGAUAAAAAAAUUUUUAGAGACCGAAGAGGAUGUUCACGUUAGAAAAAUGGCACUUCGAGAAAUUAGGAUGUUGAAGAAACUUCGUCACGACAAUCUCGUUAAUUUGAUUGAAGUCUUUCGACGACGAAAACGUUUUUAUUUGGUUUUCGAAUACCUCGAUCACACGGUGCUCGAUGAACUUGAAGAAAAGGCCGGUGGUCUCGGCCUUCAAAUAUCACGCAGACACAUUUUUCAAGUACUUCGUGGACUGAGCUUCUGUCACGCUAAUCACAUCAUGCAUCGUGAUGUGAAACCAGAAAACGUGCUCGUCUCCCCCAACGGCGUGAUAAAACUGUGCGAUUUUGGUUUCGCUCGUUUCGUCACUGGUCCAAACGAAUCUUGCACCGAUUACGUUGCCACGAGAUGGUACAGAGCUCCCGAAUUAUUGGUCGGGGAUCGUCGUUACGGUAGACCAGUUGAUGUUUGGGCAGUCGGAUGUCUCUAUGCCGAGAUGGUCACCGGCGAACCAUUGUUUCCGGGAGACAGCGAUCUGGAUCAACUUUAUCAAAUAACCAGGUUACUCGGAAGUCUUUGUAGCAGGCAUCAAACGAUGAUAUCACGGGGCGACAACAAACGAAUAUCGAGACGUUCCAGUACAGAUGAAUUUUCCAGCCCGAGCCCCGCGACACUUUCACGUUCUUUACGAUCUCUGUUUCCCACGUGGACAUUCGCAUCCAUCGAUUUUCUGGCUCAGUGUUUACGAAUGGACCCCGAGACGCGCCCAAGCUGCGUCAAUCUCCUCCAGCAUUCUUUGUUUUGUCAGGACUCCUUUGCCGAACGUUUCCUGCAAGAAUUGCAACACAAUAUAGCUAAAGAAGCCUGUCACAAUCAGCUCUUCUUAAAAAGAACUGAAAGCAGACGAUUUCAAAAUUUUGCCAACGCGCUCGAUGAAUCUAAAAAGUUUUAUGGAAGUGCUGGAAGAUGGCGAAUGCACCUAAUAAAUGAGUCCACCAAUGCGAAGAGCAAUCGAAUGACAAAAAAUAGUACAAACGGAAGUGCGGAGAGUAUUCAAGAAGCUUCGCAUCUUGGUCGAAUAUCAAGCUCAAUGAUGUCAACGAUUUCGAUAAAUCGUGAACCUUUCAGCAUCGGUUCGAUAUCGGUUAUACCCAACACAACUUAUAUAAGGCCCCUCGAUAAAAACAGAGGAUUAGGGAUAUCUGCGUCUAUCAAUAAUAAGACUGAUUGUUCUCUACCAGCUCUCACACUCAGAGACAAAGGUAUGAAGAGGGCGCUGAAAGAACGGGGCAUGCCGAGUUGAUGAAUGUUCGUUGCUUCUAUUUGUUGUUUGCACAAGGUGUUUGCGAUCGUGGAAACUGGGUUGAACUGAAUGUUGUUGUGAGAGAAAAACUAGCGUUACGAUUUAUAUUGUAUCACGGAAGAAUUGAAAGAAAAUGAAUAAACGUUUUAUGAUUGGAAAAAAA
Messenger RNA from Venturia canescens, 2345 nucleotides. Its product is annotated as cyclin-dependent kinase-like 4. The transcript has 5 exons. Gene Ontology annotation, cellular component: cytoplasm; nucleus. NCBI's taxonomy places the organism in Eukaryota, Metazoa, Arthropoda, Insecta, Hymenoptera, Ichneumonidae. The record is from RefSeq and is a predicted model, not a curated record. Gene Ontology annotation, molecular function: ATP binding; protein serine/threonine kinase activity. Gene Ontology annotation, biological process: intracellular signal transduction; protein phosphorylation. The coding region runs from base 617 to 2182 and encodes 521 amino acids.